AUGACAAUUACUUUUCCGUUCCGGGGCCUCGAGAUCCUCCAGCGUUUCAGGCUCGCGGUCGAUCUCCAACACCUUUCCGCCCUUCUUCGCCCUCUUGGCCUUCUCCCUCUCCUCGUCCGAGUCGUCCUGGAACCACUUCUUGGUCUUCUUCUUGGGCCUCUCGUCCUCGGACUCCUCUCCGCCGCUCCUGUCCCCGGCAAUCGGCAGCGACCGCAGCAGCGCCAAGGGAUCCUCGCCGUCGCCCCCGUCCCCGCCGCCAACCCGCGGCCCCUCCGCCGCGCCGCCUUCCCGCUCCUCCUUCUCCGCGAGCUUGCGCUUGAGCCGCUUCUCCCGCCUCUUCUCCUUCGCGAGCUCCUUGUCGUCCAGGUCCGCCUCCUUGACGCGCGCGGUCUCGCUCUCGACGAACUUCUGGCGCAGCUCCUCCGCGGGGCCCUCCUGCUUGAAGUCGUCCUCGUUCUGCAGCUCGUAGAUCUGGUGGGCGUUGCCGUCCUCGUCGAAGACGAGCUUCGUGCCGCGGCCCUUGAACUUGAGCAUCUUCUUCUUGGACGAGAGCGCCUUCUCGCGCCGCUUCGAGUCGACGAUGAACUGCUGAUCGCCGUACGCGAUGACCUUGGGCUUCGCCCCGGGUGCGUUGGCGGACUCGGCGUCGAGGGCGUCGUUGUUGAGCACGCGCUUGACGGAGAGGAAGUCGUCCUCGUCGUUGUCGUCGAUUGCGGGCCCAUCGACCUCGCCGUUCGCGACGAGCUUGGUGUAGACGUCCUGGUUGGUGCGCUCGAACAUGCGGUCGUACUUUGUGCGGACCUCCUGCUUCUUGGGCUUCUUGGGCGCGUCAGAGUCGGAGUUCUCUUCGUCGGAGGACAUGCCGGCGCGCGGUGCGUUCUUGAUCUUCUUGGCGUCCUCGCCCUUGCGCAGCUUGAUCUGCGGCGCUCCGGGGAGACCGAGGCUGGCGGCGUAGGCGUCGAGGUCGAGCUCGUCGAACUUGAAGACUUCCUUGUCCUUCUGGAGAUGCACGGAGCGGACGUAGCUGAUGAAGGCCUUCUGGCCGAGGUACUUGAGGUCUGGGUUCUGGAAGCACAUGCUCUGCAGCUGGUUCGUGAUGCUCUUCUUCUUGCUCUCCUUGACGGUGAUCUUGUUGACAGGCACCUUCUUGGCUUCGAGGCGCUUGAGCAUUCCGGCCUCCUCGCUGGGGUCGAGGAAGAGCACGGCCUUGCCGUCGCGUUCGUAGCGGGCCGUGCGGCCGACGCGGUGGAUGUAGGUGUCGGCGUCCUCGGGGCAGUCGACCUGGACGACCCAGUCGACGGCGGGGAAGUCGACGCCGCGGGCGACGACGUCGGUGGCGAAGAGGCAGGAGUGGUUCGCCUCGGCGAAGCGUUUCGUGAUCUCCAUGCGCUGCAGCUGCUUCUGCUUGCCGAGGAGGUGGAGGAGGGGGAUACCGGGCUGCAGGUGUCUGAAGGACUCGUUGGCCUUGAUGAAGCCGUAGAGGGUGUCGAGCUUCUCGGGGAGCGGGGUGACGAUGUAGUGCUGCUGCAGGUUCUUCGGGGUGGUCUCCUCGUGGACAGAGACGUACUCGGGGUCCUUGAGGGAGAGGCGGGCGAGGUCGGAAAUCUUCUUGCUCUGAGUCGCGCUGAAGAGGAGGGUCUGGCGGGUCUGGGGCAGGUGCUCGACGAGGGCGUCGACGGCGGACUGGAAGCCCAUGUCCAUGAUGCGGUCGGCCUCGUCGAGGACGAGGAUCUGGAGGUUGUCGACGUCGAAGCCGGCGGUCUGGUCGAGGUGCUGCAGCAUGCGGCCGGGCGUGCAGACGAGAAUGUUCAUCUUGGACAGACGCUCGGCUUCCUCCUUGAGACUCUUGCCGCCGAUGACGAGGCCGGCGGAGAAGGCGUGGUUGCGGCCGACCUUGCGCAGGACGUCAAAGAUUUGCGCGGCGAGCUCGCGGGUCGGGGAGAUGAUGAGGGCGCCGAGGCCGUCGUACUCGGUCCAUCGCGCGCGGUAGAGCUUCUCGAGAACGGGUAUAAUGAAGGCGAGGGUCUUGCCGGAGCCGGUCUUUGCGGCGCCAAGGAUGUCGUGGCCCUUGAGGGCGAGGGGCACGGCGCGGGACUGUAUGUCGGUGAGGGUUUGGAAGUGGGAUUUCUCGAGGCCUGUGGCGGUCGGUUCGCAGAGGGGUAG
Messenger RNA from Colletotrichum gloeosporioides, 2163 nucleotides. Its product is annotated as ATP-dependent RNA helicase DBP4. NCBI's taxonomy places the organism in Eukaryota, Fungi, Ascomycota, Sordariomycetes, Glomerellales, Glomerellaceae. The record is from RefSeq and is a predicted model, not a curated record. The transcript has 4 exons. Bases 1 to 2163 code for a protein of 720 amino acids.